AUGGAAGUCGACUUCGACGAUCUGGUCACCAAGCAGUUCGAUCCAAAUGACCCAAACCAAACACGAACCCAGGCGGAACAUGCAGCCCUACUUACUUCUCUCGACCGGGCCACCCGAUCGAGGCAACUCGCAGUGCCUACGAAUGAGGUCGCGAUUCGAGUCAGACUACGAGAGCUUGGCGAGCCUAUGACACUCUUUGGCGAAAGACCUGAAGACAGAAGAGAUCGACUACGCUACGUGUUGAGUCAAAUCGCUGAAGCAAAGGGCUGGGAACUCGAGAAGGACGCCGGGGCUGGACAAGACGAAGGAGGUGCCGAUGGGAAAGACGACUCCGAUUUGGACGAUGAAGAGGAAUUCUAUACCGAAGGAUCUGAGGCUCUCUUGGUGGCUCGAAGAUCUAUUGCCGAUUUCAGUCUGGCUAAUGCCCGAAAACGAAUUUCGCGUCAAAAGCUUGAAGCUAAACUUCCACUCAGUAAGAUCAUGGCCACUCGAAAAUCGGUUUAUGCCGAACUCAAAACAUAUACCAAUUUAGGAUCCCAGGUUGGCGACGAACGACCGAUUUCAAUCGUUAGGUUCUCGCCCAAUGCUCGUCUUUUAGCCACCGGCUCCUGGACCGGUACAGCCAAGGUUUGGAACGUCCCAAGUUGUACUCCCUAUGCGGAGAGCAAAGAAAGUAAAAACAUUUUCAGAGGUCACUCCGAUCGAAUCGGUGGUCUGGCUUGGCAUCCCGGUGCCACUCUCAGUCAGUCAACAUCUAGUGCAAACUUCAUCACUGGAGGUGCGGAUGCAAAAGUCCAAGUUUGGUCGCUAGACAAUGAACAGCCUCUUCGAACUCUGGAAGGACAUGGUGCACGAGUUUGUCGUGUCGCUUUUCAUCCUGCGGGGCGACAUGUAGCGUCUAGUUCGUUUGAUACCACUUGGCGUCUUUGGGACGUUGAGACGGGUGCCGAACUUCUGGUUCAAGAAGGUCAUUCACGAGAAGUCUACAGUCUGGAAUUCCAGGCCGAUGGCGCAUUGCUGUGUUCCGGUGGCUUGGACGCCAUUGGUCGGGUAUGGGAUCUGCGAAGUGGUAAGACAGUGAUGGUACUUGAUGGACAUGUCAAGGACAUCCUUGCUAUCGACUUUUCUCCAAAUGGUCACCAGAUUGCAACUGGAUCAAAUGAUGACAAUAUCAGGAUAUGGGACAUCCGUACACUCAAAGCAAUCUACACCAUUCCAGCCCACACCUCAGCAGUCUCAGAUGUUAAAUUUUAUCGGGCACCAGCAGUGCCAGGCUUCAAGUUCCCAUAUACGAUUGACGUUGAAGGGAAGACGAAGGACGAGAAACAGAGCGCAGCAGCAUAUCUCAACGGCUCGGACCGAAUCAAACUUGAGGAAGGCGAGCCGGUGGAAAACGAAGUCGAGGUUCCUCUGGGCGGUUUAUACCUGGCCAGUUGUGGUUAUGAUGGUUAUGUGAAAUUGUGGUCUGCUGAUGAUUGGCAAUUAAUCAAGGCCAUGUCGAGUGAAGCUGGGGGGAGAGUAAUGAGUGUAGAUGUUGGCAGUGAUGGAAAAUUUAUGGCUUCUGGAGAAUGGACAAGGACAUUUAAGCUCUGGUCAGCCGAAAACGUUUCGUUGUCGCUGUGA
Molecule: messenger RNA, 1623 nt
Organism: Puccinia triticina
Lineage: Eukaryota; Fungi; Basidiomycota; Pucciniomycetes; Pucciniales; Pucciniaceae
Exons: 6
Coding region: 1-1623 (540 amino acids)
Biological process (GO): mRNA splicing, via spliceosome
Cellular component (GO): U4/U6 x U5 tri-snRNP complex
Molecular function (GO): U4 snRNA binding; protein binding; U6 snRNA binding
Source: RefSeq, a predicted model, not a curated record